Vavraia culicis subsp. floridensis is the source of this 1386-nucleotide messenger RNA. RefSeq lists its product as uncharacterized. The coding region runs from base 21 to 740 and encodes 239 amino acids. The record is from RefSeq and is a predicted model, not a curated record. NCBI's taxonomy places the organism in Eukaryota, Fungi, Microsporidia, Pleistophoridae. The transcript has a single exon.
AUUUGCAACCCCUUUAAGACAUGAAGGACGAAAAUGAAUGCAAUGCUGCAGGAGACAGGGACAUAUCGAACCACGAAAUAAAAUCGCAGAUUAUAAUUUUGGAGAAUAAAUUAAAAAUAGAGAAGGUGAAGUACAGACAGAACGUACUGAUCGAACAAAUAAAGAAGCUAAAGGAGUUGUACGUACAGAAUGAUCGGUACAACGCGCCCAUGGUGCAUGGCGUUGCCAAACUUGACAUUUCGGGUCAUGAUAAAACGUGUCAUAGCAGUCACGCACCUCAAAACGGGUGGAUACGUGAUGUGUCGGCGAAUCCUGCUAGUUCGUGUGAUACAAUUGUUUAUCUGGACAAGAAUAAUCUUCACAGCCUUAGAUCCGGUUUCAAAUAUAGCAAGGUAUGUGUGAAAAAUAUUUAUACGGAACAAUGCUUGGCAUUUGACUGCGAUGAGCUGACAAUAAACGCAUGCAGUAAUCUGAGGAUAACCACGAAUGUGUCCGGUUCAAUAUUUAUUGAGAAUGUCCAAGAAAGUGCCUUGAAAAUCAAUGCUGGACAGAUCAGGCUGGUAGGUUGCCGCGAUCUUAAAUUAAUGGUAUACACUAAAUCAGGAAUUUCUAUUGAAAACUCGGAGCGAAUUAUCAUUGAGGAAUGGAAGAUACAAAAUGUUAAACAUGAAAAUUUAUUCUGGAAGGUCAACGAUUUCAGUGAUCCGUUCGGGGAUAAGAACUACACCGUGAUUUGUUGAUGAGAGCGGGGUGUCGACAUGUAUGCUUUACUCUCAUCAGUGGAGUCAGACCUUUGUUUAUAAUAGAUGUUUUUGCUUUGCAUUUUACCGGUACUGAUUGCAAACAAUUGAAUUCAAUUUACAGGCCCUCAAACACGCUGUUGCUGCAAUUGAAGUAUCGAAUUGUUGAGGUUAUUGUUCAUCGCGAUCAAUUUUUUGAGUUCAUUUUUGCUUUCUUUAUGUUGGCCAGCAACAUUACUUAGAACUGUGCUCAGUUUUCUUGAGCACGCAAACAGCUGUGCAAUAUUUUCCCUGUUCAACUCACCAUUCUGGUCCUUUAUUUGCAUAUAAUGCUUUAUUUUAACCGCUUCUUUCAGAAUGUCUUGGUUGUUUAGUUUCCUUCCCAAUUCUACACCAUUGUUCCCGAUUUGUUUGGUAAGGUUAACGAUGGUUAUAACGAGAGAAUCUUGAUCGGGAGCUUCUUCUUGCGUGCUUUCCGGGAAUAACACGAAACAGAGGAACACGAUGAAUAUAACAAACCCUAUGCAGAGCACUAGUGCUGUUGUGACUUUCAUUAUUCGCUAUAAAGGAGAAGUCUGUAGAGAAAAGGAUUCAUAUAAAGGGAUUUGCUGCGUUUCAUUAAAUGAUCAGAAGAACAAAUCAAAAA